AAAAAUGCAAGUAGAUCAACAACUUGAUUGCUUCAUGUGCAGGCUUAGACUUGUGCAACAAUAUGGAUCCAAGCAGCUCCAGUGCAUCCGGACCUGGGUUUCAUCAUGUUACAUUUUACAUCUGCAUUUCACAUGCACAUACUAUAUAUGUCAAGACCCUUGAAUUUUUCUCUACAUUGUGUGUGUCAACAUUGUUUUUAGGGAAGGUUUCGGUUUUUCGGAGAAAGAAAUGGAGGGCCUGAUAAGGGAAGGGAGGUCUUUAGCAGAAACACCAACAUGGUCAGUUGCAACUGUCACUACUGUCAUGGUUUUUCUGUGCCUUUUGGUCCAGAGAUCACUCUAUAAAUUUGGCAGGUGGUUAAAGAAGACUAGGAGGAAGGCUUUAUUUGCUUCUGUGGAAAAAAUUAAAGAAGAGAUGAUGCUGCUUGGACUUAUAUCCCUGUUGCUGGGGCAAUGGGCAGGGGCAAUUUCCCAGAUUUGCGUAGACUCUUCUUUGUUCAAUAGUAAAUUCUUCCUUUGUUCCGAAGAAGAUUUUGGCAUUAAAGAGCAUAUUAGGCUCAGAAAUUCAUUGUCUUUGAAUGAGACUGUUGUUUCUUCAAAAGAAGUUAAUCAUCAUUCAUCUCAUCAUUGUGGUGAGGGGCGUGAACCUUUUGUCUCGCAUGAAGGCCUUGAACAGCUCCACCGUUUCUUGUUUGUUCUUGGUAUCACUCAUGUUCUGUAUAGCUGUAUUGCAGUUGGUUUGGCUAUGACCAAGAUUUAUAGCUGGAGGAAAUGGGAGGUCCUGGCAAGCCUAUCUCCGGAUAGCAGUAUGCAAGCAAAGAAAAGCAAGGUGAUGAGGCGUCAGGUGACCUUUAUCUUACAUCAUGCAACUCAUCCUUGGAAUAGAAGCCGAAUUCUGAUUUGGAUGCUUUGCUUCUUCAAACAGUUCAAAAGUUCAAUGAGAAAGUCGGAUUACUUUGCACUGCGAUCAGGUUUCAUCACCACUCAUAAGCUGCCACUAUCUUACAACUUCCAUAAUUAUAUCGUCCGGAGCAUGGAAGAUGAAUUUCAUGGAAUUGUGGGGAUCAGCUGGCCGCUCUGGGGCUAUGCCAUAAUUUGCAUCUUUGUAAAUAUCCACGGUCUUAAUAUCUACUUUUGGCUGUCAUUUAUUCCUGUCAUUCUUGUUAUGUUGGUGGGAACAAAACUCCAGCAUGUCGUCUCCCUGUUAGCACUAGAAAUUGUUGACCCGAGAGGGAGACCUGGCGAAAAUCAAAUUAAGCCCCGUGAUGGGCUCUUCUGGUUCGGGAAACCAGAAGUGUUGCUACGCUUGAUACAAUUUAUAUCAUUCCAGAAUGCUUUUGAGAUGGCAACAUUUAUUUGGUCUUUGUGGGGAAUGGAACAGCGAGCAUGUUUUAUGAAGAACCAUGGAAUGAUUGUUGUACGGUUAACCUCUGGGGUGAUUGUUCAGUUCUGGUGUAGCUAUAGCACUGUGCCUCUAAACAUUAUAAUCACACAGAUGGGUUCUCGCUUGAAGAAAUCAUUGAUUGCUGAGAAUGUCCGAGACUCACUACACAGUUGGUGCAAAAGAGUGAAGGAGAGGUCCAAGCACAAUGCAGUAAACUCGAUUACCACGAGGUCUACUUGUUCUCUUGGAUCAACAAUAGAUGAAGGCGAUGAAAUCAUUACUGUGGCAUCGCGUACUAUAUCUCCAUGUUCCUCUACAGGUUCAUUGAAUCAUUUGGUUGAUGAUUCAAUGACAAAUGAACUGCCGGAUGCAACAAUUAUUGGCAGUUCGGAUCGUUCUAAUCACGAACUCUCAUUCCGAGUGUCGGACUAUGCAUCUUAUGGAUUUAACUAUGAGAGUGAGAUACAAGACAAUGUAGAUGAUGAAGAGGGGAAAGUUGUGACUUUAUUUGACUUACUUAGAAAGACAUGAGCAUUGAGCAAUCGUUUCUUUAUUAUUCAAAAUAUACGAAAGCUUCAAUUGUGAUUAUAAUUUGAUAGUAUUAAA
Messenger RNA from Daucus carota subsp. sativus, 1990 nucleotides. Its product is annotated as MLO-like protein 4. Bases 230 to 1915 code for a protein of 561 amino acids. NCBI's taxonomy places the organism in Eukaryota, Viridiplantae, Streptophyta, Magnoliopsida, Apiales, Apiaceae. Gene Ontology annotation, biological process: defense response. Gene Ontology annotation, cellular component: membrane. The transcript has 15 exons. The record is from RefSeq and is a predicted model, not a curated record.